Messenger RNA from Calliphora vicina (urban bluebottle blowfly), 1084 nucleotides. It is a transcript of the gene Coq3, whose product is annotated as ubiquinone biosynthesis protein COQ3, mitochondrial. The coding region runs from base 36 to 974 and encodes 312 amino acids. The transcript is spliced from 5 exons. The record is from RefSeq and is a predicted model, not a curated record. Gene Ontology annotation, biological process: ubiquinone biosynthetic process. Gene Ontology annotation, cellular component: mitochondrion. Gene Ontology annotation, molecular function: 2-methoxy-6-polyprenyl-1,4-benzoquinol methyltransferase activity. NCBI's taxonomy places the organism in Eukaryota, Metazoa, Arthropoda, Insecta, Diptera, Calliphoridae.
AACAAAAAAAAAACAGUGCAAUUUCAUUCACAAAAAUGUCGCAACAAAUUUUUAAAUCAAUUGCUGGUUUAAUAAAUCAUCAAAGGAAACAAAUUUUGUUAUGCACUACCAACCAUGUCCAGUAUUUGACAAAAUUACAACACACAGAUGCCGGUCAACAAAAGGAUGGAAAAACCCCACCUAUAGCCGAUUUAACAUCUAGAGACCACAAACUUGACAAGGAAACACAGCGUGAAGUUCAGCAUCAUGGCAAUUUGGCCAAGGAUUGGUGGGAUAUAAAUGGUACAAUGAAAGCAUUACAUUCUCUAAAUGCUAUAAGAGUACCUUUCAUACGUGACGGCCUAGUGGCACGUGGCAACAUCCCACCAGAAUUAGUCAACACUUGCCAAGUAUUAAAGGGUCAACAAAUUCUAGAAGUAGGCUGCGGUGGUGGCAUUUUAACCGAACAAUUGGCUCGCUUAGGAGCUCAAGUGACAGGCAUUGAUUUGGGUGAUGAACUAAUACGUGCAGCACGCGAGCAUCUAUCACAAGUGGCCAGUCCAGCACUAUGUGACCUGAUACAAUAUAAAAUUGAACCUAUAGAUGUUCAUGUCAAAGACAAAGUGAAUUAUUACGAUGCCGUCAUAGUCUCUGAAGUAUUGGAACAUGUAGAGGAUAAGAUUGCUUUACUAACAGCAAGUGUUCAGUGUUUAAAGCCUGGUGGUUCUCUUUUCAUUACUACCAUUAAUAAAACUAUACCCAUGUGGGUGGGUGGUGUGCUGUUGGGUGAAUAUGUUUUAAAAAUUGCCCCCGUUGGUACACAUCAUUGGAACAAAAUGAUUAGUCCUUUGGAUGUGCAAAGGAUUUUGGAUACAAUGGGCUGUCAUACUGUCGUUAUUAACGGCAGCACUUACGAUUUUUGGCGUAAUACCUGGCGCUGGAUAAACUCAACUGAUAUGUGUUAUGCUCUUCAAGCGGUUAAAACGGAAAUUUAAAGUAUUCACUAUAUUUUUUAUUAAAGACUUGUUAAUUAUAAUUUUUAUUUCAUUUAUGUUGUGUUAUAUUUUCUAAAAAAUAAAAAAAUUACAAGAAAUAUUAUGUAAAA